UUUUUUAUGUCAGUUGAAGGUUUCUGCUUUCUGCAAGUGCAAAUCGUUUUCUUUUUCGUAAUCUGAUAUUACUGAAUUUCAAUUUAACUAACCGAUUCCAUAACCAUGAAUGACCCUAACCUGUAUGGUUACCCUCAAGGAGAGGCGCCAGAGUCGCCACAGCCGCGAGGGCCGGGAAUGGCCGGCUACAAGUUCUCUGCUGAUGAACUGAGGGUGCUAAAAGAAUGCAACAACGAGAGUUUCUUCCAGCGGUCGCUGCCGCUUGGCACUGCGAUGGGCCUGUUCACUUAUAGCGCGGUCCAAAAAGGUAUGCUUAAGCCGAAUGCUCGUUUUGGACCGGCACCUAAAAUUACACUAGCCGUGGUGGUCGGCUACUUCUUGGGAAAGUUGUCAUACCAGGAGGCGUGUGCUCAGAAGCUGAUGGCUCUCCCGGGGAGCUAUAUUGGUCAACUGAUUCGAGACAAGAAGGAAGGCAGAGGAGGGGGCUACAGUUCCCAGCGUCCAACACAGCGGCCGAUAUCUCCGGGUAACAUGCUUGGGGCUGGUCCUAAUGACAUCUAUUCGGAUGCUGGACCUGGCAACUCUCUUGACCUGGACACAGAGCGGCCGUUCUUCUCCGGAGAUGAAUCAUACAGGCCACACGACCAGGAGAGCAUGGGCCGUGACAAAGACGGGCCUCUGCCUCCAAAAGUUGGUGGUGGUGGUUUCAGCUACGAUGAGCUUCGGCGCAAAAACCGUGGCGAGUAUACCGAAGCCAGGCAGGACCCUUACAGGUUGGAUCCCAACGCGGUCCCACCGAUCAGCCGGCCGCGGCAGCCUCCACCCCCCAGCGCCAAGCCCACCAAUCAGUACGGAGACACUAUGGAGUAAACCUGCUCUAACUAUAGCUAUAACUAUGUAGGACUUGCAUAGCAUUAGGCUAUGUGUACCUACAGAUAUCCCCAAAUGACCAUUGGUUGGUAAAUACUAUACUGAGGGAUAAUUUUAUUAGUAAAUCAAGAACUUUAUGAAGCUAAAAUAAUUGCGUUAUUUUGCAGUGAAAUGUCUCUGUUCUGCAUUAGGCAUCAUAAUUAUUAUAUACUUGUUGCUGUUUGUAACAUAAUAUUAUAACAUUAAUCAUUAUAACAUGUUGUAUUAUAAAUGGCUAAAAGAAUGAAUAGAUAAGAAAGUUGUUGUCAAUAUAA
Molecule: messenger RNA, 1184 nt
Organism: Plutella xylostella (diamondback moth)
Lineage: Eukaryota; Metazoa; Arthropoda; Insecta; Lepidoptera; Plutellidae
Gene: asrij
Product: OCIA domain-containing protein asrij
Cellular component (GO): endosome
Source: RefSeq, a predicted model, not a curated record